This is a messenger RNA of Musa acuminata AAA Group (dessert banana), 1586 nucleotides long. RefSeq names its product receptor kinase-like protein Xa21. Gene Ontology annotation, molecular function: protein binding. The transcript has a single exon. Lineage: Eukaryota; Viridiplantae; Streptophyta; Magnoliopsida; Zingiberales; Musaceae. The record is from RefSeq and is a predicted model, not a curated record. The coding region runs from base 81 to 1586 and encodes 501 amino acids.
AUUAACCUUUCCACAACACCUAAACGCGUGAUAGGAGCCGCCACCUCACCCUGCGCCACCACAUCUUAGAGUCGGUUGACAUGGAAGACCAGUCCCGAGUCGCCUCGCUGCCGUCGUCUCCACCACGCGCAGCGACCCAUGCCACCGGCAACUGCCUCUAUAUUUUGCCGGUACUCGACCUCUUACCUCAUCACUUUGAGGGUGGCGCAAUGGAGCUCCCACGAGUACUGCUCACUUCCCAGUACGUACGCAUCCUUCUCCUCCUUUUUCUACACUCCCUUUUUUGCCUGUGUCACUCUGCUACCGUAGACCAACCUUCGGGAAGCGAAACCGAUCGGGCCGCCCUGCUCGCCGUCAGGGCAGCCAUCACCGAAGACCCUCGCGGCAUCAUGAAUUCGUGGAACAAUACUGUCCACUUCUGCCAAUGGCCGGGCGUCGCAUGCGACGAUCCCGACCACCGUGAGAGGGUCACCACCUUGGCCUUGGAAUCCAAGAGCCUCCGGGGGGUCAUCUCCCCUUCCAUCGGAAACCUUACCUACCUUGGCUACCUGCUACUCUCAAGCAAUUGCUUUUAUGGUGAGAUACCCCCGGAGAUCAGUCGUUUGGCCCAGCUCAAGGACCUCAAUCUGAGCUACAACGCCUUGAACGGCACCAUUCCUGUUAGUCUUGGCCUCUGCACCAACCUCCUAGGCAUCGACUUCACUGGCAAUCUCAUCCCUGGAAACAUUCCCACACAGCUCGGUUCUCUUCUUAAGCUUCUUGUGUUGAACCUCGGGCUUAACAAGCUCGUCGGCGACAUCACGCCUUUCCUGGGAAAUCUUUCGUCCCUCCAACAACUUGAUCUGUCGAGCAACAAGCUCACUGGAGAGAUACCAUCUUCCUUGGGAAAACUUUCCAAUCUCACCUAUCUUGAUCUCUCAGCCAACAAGCUGGUCGGUGGCGUACCUCCUUCACUUGGGAAACUCUCUUCCCUCCGCAUUCUCAGUCUCGCAAGCAAUGCCCUCAGUGGAGCCAUCCCACCGGAUUUGGCAGACCUCUUGACCCUUGAGUUUCUGGAUCUAUCAAACAACAGCCUUUCUGGAGAGAUUCCUCCAUCGUUGGGUAGAGUCGUUCCUCUCCAGUACCUCCUUCUCUACAACAACACUCUCACAGGAAGCUUGCCGAAUUCCUUGGGGAACCUAGCAUCUCUAAUUUACCUCUAUCUCUCGUCAAAUAGUCUCAGUGGGACGAUCCCUCCCUCCAUCACAAACCUGUCAUCUCUUCAAGUUCUGGCUUUGUCAUCCAACAAACUCGGAGGGAGGCUGCCGGAGGAAAUAGGCCGUCUCACGCGCCUUGAGUUCUUCCUGGUGUCUGAGAAUGGAUUCUCUGGGAGCGUUCCUUUAUCACUCUACAACAUAUCUUCUUUGCAAACGCUGAGCAUGGCGUAUAACCAGCUGUCAGGGACACUCCCACUAGAUAUAGGCGAUACUCUACCCGAUCUUAGCUUUCUCGUCAUGGCCAGCAACCGGCUCGAGGGACAAAUUCCAUGGUCAUUGGCUAACGCUACGUCGCUUCGACAAAUCGACCUCGGCCGCAACAAUUUCUGA